Molecule: messenger RNA, 2285 nt
Organism: Andrographis paniculata
Lineage: Eukaryota; Viridiplantae; Streptophyta; Magnoliopsida; Lamiales; Acanthaceae
Product: calmodulin-binding protein 60 A-like
Exons: 8
Coding region: 230-1864 (544 amino acids)
Biological process (GO): regulation of salicylic acid biosynthetic process
Cellular component (GO): nucleus
Molecular function (GO): sequence-specific DNA binding; calmodulin binding; DNA-binding transcription factor activity
Source: RefSeq, a predicted model, not a curated record
GUGAAGUAAAGCGCAGACGUUGAUGCUAUUGCUAUUUGCUAAUGUGCGCCUCCCACAUCCGUACUGUGGCAUGGCGUACCUGACUUCAGCCUUCCGACACCGCGUUUUUUUCUUGCUCGAUAUCUCUCUAUCACUAUAAAUAUGUCCAUGAAACUCAAUCCUUUCAUAGAAAUGCAAAAACGAAUAGAAUCUACAAUAGAUUCGUCGCCUUCCUCCAUUUGGUCGAAAAAUGCAGCUGAAUUUGCAGACGGAGGGUGCGGAUGGGGCUGGGUCGGACGAAAUCAGCACUCCCGAGUAUGGGCAGCUUUUUGCGGCCUUGAGGAAUAUGUUGAAGAAGGAAGUUGAGGCGGUGAUGAUCCAGAAUUUCAAUGGUGUGAUAAGGCCACUUAUGGAGGAGUUAGUUCGGAACAUUGUUAAAGAAGAAAUUCAAGCCGCUGUCGAAAAACUUCCAGCUGGUUGCAGUGGGACCAACACAAAUUCCCCAGACAUGUCGGAUGAAAGAGGUUUAACUCUUAAGUUCUUAGAUGAGGUAGCUGACGAAGUUCUCACAGGUAAGGAAAUUAAAGGAAAAGGAGGCAAUCCAAUGGGGGUUGAGCUUGUUGAUGAAGUUACGGGGCAGGUUGUCGAAAGUGGGCCGGGAUGUUCUGGAAAGGUGGAACUAUUGCUUCUCAAAUCAAGUGAAAAUGAUGAUGUGCAUAACUGGAGCCACCGGGACUUUAACAGUCAAAUAAUUAAAGAGAGUGACAAGACAAAGCCUCACUUUGCUAAACAUUACUAUGUAUAUCUUGAGAAAGGCACCGGCAUAGUAAAUAAUGCCAAGUUGGCUCACGACGCAAACUGGAUGAAGAGCUGCAAAUGCCGUCUAGGGGCACGAUUGAAUUUAACUGGUAUCAGAGUGAAGGAAGCAUGGACGAAGUCAUUUGUGGUCUGCGACAGCCGCAGCAAGUUGUAUGGGAAGUCCUACCCUCCUUCUCUUUCGGAUCAUGUUUGGAGAUUGGAAAAAAUCUCGAAAGACGGCGCUCCAUGUAAACGUUUGAAAGAGAAAAGAAUCACGACUGUCGAGCAUUUUCUGUUUAUGCUCUCUGUCGAUCCACAGAAGCUUCAGGAAAUAAUAGGAGUCCGGUCUACUAAUGAUUGGAAGGCGAUAGUCGAACAUGCUCGGACCUGCAUUAUCGACGACCCAAGGAUUUACACGUACUAUAAUGCUUCCUCCGAACAUAACUUCCAUGUCGUGUUCGAUGUUGUAGGAGGGCUGAAGGGCAUAAUUUACGACUCGCAUUAUGUUCCGGCUGAUGAUCUAUCUAAAGAUCAAAAGGAUCGAGCUCAGAAAUUACUUCUCUCGGCAUUCGAAAAUCAGAAGGAUAUAACCUCCUUCGACGACGAAAUGACUUUUCUUCACCGAUUUCCAUAUCGAGCAAGUAACGAUGCCACGGCCAUCUCCACCCCGGGUAACUUUGAUCCAACUAUUAUUGAGAACAUUAUUCAUUGUGAUACAACGCUUCCUAGUAGUUCUUCUCAGGCCAUUACUCCGUACAUUGCGCCACCACAUAAGGCUAAUAAUAGCUUUGAUGUCGACCUGAGAAGCUUAGAACGAUUUGACAGCUUGAACCAUGUUCUCGACAACUUUUGGUGUACUGAAGAUACAGAACAAAAUGAAUAUCUAGUGUCGACUUCGAAUCAUGAGGAUAGCAACUUUUCCGAGACUCUCGGGAAUGAGUUGCGCCCUUGUCGACAAAGUAAUGCCGGUAAGUUACCAUCCCUAAGGGAUGUCGCGAUUGCUUUGAUUCUGGUAAAUCGGGCGAGGGAGAAAUUAAUGGCUUUGGGGCUUAGACAUAUGAAUCGCUCGAAAAGGAAGAGGAUUUAAAGGUAGCUCGAUUCUUCGACUCUCGGAAAUGUUUGUUUCCUUUGAAACUCAAUGUCGAACCGCGGUGUUGUUGAUGCGUGGAAAAGGUUCCGCGCGAACUUGUGCUUGACCUCGAGGAAAGUUGCGAUCCUUAAACCUUAACCCGAUCCUUAUACUUGUGUUUUCUUUUUGUGCAAUACGAGAAUUUCUCAGAAAGUCUUCCAUUUUAGUAUUACUUUUGUCCAAGUACGAUUGACUUCGGACUUCUGAUAGGUUCCGGUAAAUUAGGCUGACAUGGGUUGUCAGUUAAAGGGUUUUGUAGGAUUCAAGCACGAGAAAAGUUGCGAACCCCCGAUCUUUGCAUGGCUACGGGAAAUAUAUCGGGGCAAAGUAUAUAAAUAGGUAUUUAUGUGAAGAUAUUAUAUUUAUUAGAUUUUGUAAA